ACGUGCGGUAAUAUUCGAUCAUUAUAAUUUUACAAAAUAUUCUAUAACAUCAAAUAUGGUGCGAAUCAGUGUAGAAAUGGUACGCAGAAAGGCUGAACAUCAUGAUUGCCUACUUGCACCGUUAGAAGAGAUCGCAUUACAUCAAGAAAACAUUGAAAAAAUAGAAUACCUCCAAGACUGGUGCCCGAAACUGAAAAUAUUAUUAAUGCAAAGCAAUCUCAUCGCUAAAAUUGAAAACCUUAACAAAUUGAAAAAUCUUGUCUACCUAAACUUGGCGCUGAACAAUAUAGAAGUCAUUGAAAACUUAGAAAGGUGUGAAUCUUUAGAGAAAUUAGAUCUCACCCUCAAUUUCAUAGGCGAAAUUAUAAGCGUAGAGAGUCUGACGGGUAACUACAAUCUUACUAAUUUAUACCUCACGGGAAAUCCUUGCACUGAUUACGAAAAUUAUCGAGAUUUUGUAAUUGGUACUUUACCCCAACUCAACCUUCUUGAUGGCUGCGAGAUUGAUAGAUCUGACCGAAUCAAGGCUUUGCAAAAUCUUCCAAUUAUAAGGUCAGACAUACUUUUUGAACAAGAGAACUACAGACAUCAAAGAAGAAAGCAAAAGUCUCGCCUGGAACAAGACAUUCAAGACAAGUGGGAAAAUGAAUACAAAGAUAUGGAUCCAGAAAAACGAAACGAGAAGUUUUGGGCAGAAAAAUGUGAGCAUGCUCCCGAAGUGCGUUAUGAGAUAGAGAAAAUGCGCCAGCUGAAACGGAAAAGUUAUGAACCAGAGAAAAAACAAGAAGAUAAACGUGUAUACAAGUUUUUCGCUCCAGAUGGAAGACCAUACAACAUUAACCAAGCAAAAAUAGACUUUGUCUUUACUGAUGAUGAUCCUGAAAAGUAUGUUUUGGACUUAGCAGUGUAUAAACACAUGGACACAAAUCUUGUGGAUGUUGAUGUCCAGCCCAACUAUGUUAGAGUUAUGAUAAAGAAUAAAAUAUUUCAACUCCAUCUACCGGCAGAGGUCGACACAACCAACUCUACAGCGCACAGAUCACAGAUUACUGGUCACUUGCUUGUAACGAUGCCGAAAUGUAAUGCUAUUGUUAAGAAACCAGCUAAUCCGAAAUACGAAGAUGAUAAUAAAACACAGUUGUAUUGUGAACACAAAGCAAAAGACUGUAAUAAUCAACUUGGGCAAACAAAACGAGAAUAUCUAGAAAUUGGUCCUGCAGAAAAUGUUUUAGACUUUUCGAAAAUGACUCAACCUAAAGCAAAACCUGAUUACAUCGAUCCAAGACUUAGAGUCGGUGAAAAGCAACCAUCAGCGGAUUUUAUUGACAAUCCAGAAGUACCUGAUCUGAUUUAAGUUAUGCCUACUGAUUUGCAAACUUUGCGAAAAUAUCGCCUAAAUGAAA
Molecule: messenger RNA, 1403 nt
Organism: Spodoptera littoralis (African cotton leafworm)
Lineage: Eukaryota; Metazoa; Arthropoda; Insecta; Lepidoptera; Noctuidae
Source: the annotation of a GenBank genome assembly